GACAUUAAUGAUUUGCUUGGUAAUGACGGCGACGCCAUCAUUUCUUUGUCACGCCUGAAAGACAAAGACACAUCAGAACUGUUAGAACCGAGAAACUAGCUGGUAACGGUAGAUGUUUCUGUCUCUUGUCGUUUAUCUCAGCAAGUUUUGCCGUUAUUUCUCCAUGUUUAGCACCGACAGACUCACGGUUCCUGAAUAUGUCAGUUAUCGGCUACACAACCGGAGGACGAGCUCUGGCCCCAAGGCUGUGUCUCCGGGGAUCAGCACCGACGUCCAGGCCGUGUUGGACGGCUCUCUCCCCGCGCUGCGCUCCGCCAUCAAAACACUCAAGUCUUCAAAAGACACUGGAGAUGUGGAGGAGACCCGCCGGGCCAUAGCUGAGACUUUCCAGCUCGUCGAGGAGGCCUGGGUCCUGCCCACAGUGGGCCGACAGGUAGCGGAGGAGAUCUGCAACAGGAUCCGGCUGGAUGGGGGUCUGGAGCUGCUCUUGCUGCUGCUGCAGACACCGGCUGUAGAAAUCACAUACGAGUCUGCCAAGCUCCUUGAGCAGAUUUUGGUCUCAGAAAACAGAACACAUUCCUACAUUAAAUUGAACAUUUUCCCCCUGGAUCUUUCUACUCAGAUAUUUCAGGAGAUUGGAGCUGUUCAAAGUCUAAAGAGGAUCGUCAUGUACUCCAGUAACGCCACCGUCUGCUCUCUGGCUAAGCGGGCCUUAACAAUGAUGAGCGAGGACGUCCCGAGGCGUAUCCUUUCAUCUGUACCCAACUGGAAGAGCGGAGAGGUACAGACCUGGCUGCAGCAGAUUGGCUUCAGUGCAUUCAGUGAACGGUUUCAGGAACUGCAGGUGGAUGGAGAUCUCCUGCUCAAUAUCAAAGAACAGGAUCUGAUCCAGGAUCUGAGCAUGACUUCUGGGCUCACUCGCAAGAGGUUUCUUCGAGAUCUGCGUGUACUGAAAACCUAUGCCAACUACUCCACAUGUGACCCCAAUAACCUGGCAGACUGGCUAGCUGAUAUAGACCCACGAUUCCGUCAGUACACCUAUGGCUUGGUUCAGUCAGGAGUCGAUCGGAACAAUAUCAUCCACAUUACAGAACAACAGUUGCUGUCUGACUGCCAUGUAGAGAAUGGAAUCCAUCGUGCAAAGAUCCUUUCUUCUGCUCGCCGUCCUGCUAAACCCUGCUUAACCGAUUCCCAACCCGCGGGCCCUGAUGUGUUCAUCAGCUACCGUCGCACUACGGGUUCACAGCUUGCCAGCCUACUGAAGGUGCAUCUACAAUUGCGUGGUUUCAGCGUCUUCAUCGACGUGGAGAAACUGGAAGCUGGCAGGUUUGAGGAGAAACUGAUCACGAGUGUACAGCGAGCACGCAACUUCAUUUUGGUGCUGUCAGCCAACGCGCUGGACAAAUGCAUGGGCGACGUGGCUAUGAAAGACUGGGUUCAUAAGGAGAUUGUCACCGCCCUGAAUGGGAAGAAGAACAUUGUUCCUGUCACUGAUAACUUUGUGUGGCCUGAUCCAGCCUCUCUGCCAGAGGACAUGAGCAGCAUUCUCAAAUUUAAUGGCAUUAAGUGGUCCCAUGAGUAUCAAGAAGCCACUAUCGAAAAGAUUCUGCGCUUCCUCAAGGGAUGCCCAAGCAAAGAGCAACCAGAUGGAGCAAAAACAGACAAAAAAGAGCCACAAAAGAAAUAAAACAUACAUCUGACCAAUAAAAAGCAUUUUAUUAUGCCUAAAAAGUUGGUGUUUCCAAUAAUGACCACAGUGUAAUCAGAACACACCUGCUUACCCCUGAGGCCAGUGUUUCCUUUGGUUGUAUGCAUGUAUGCUGGUCUAGAUAGAUACAUAAGUGUAACCUACCCAAAGAUGCAACGGAGUUUACAAGGUGCGGUCACAUUAGCAAAGUUUUGGCAAUAUUUUACAGGGGAAUAACAGUCCAUCUUGUCAAUUGUGUAGCAAUAUAUGAAGCAUCACUAACAUAAAAGUCACUUUCAAACCAAGUAGCUGUCUGUUGGUCAAUGUGGCGAGUUUGUGUGACUUAACCUGAACCCGUUGUGAAAUCUGCACGGGGACAUUUUUCACCAUCACAUGAUGGAUUCCUAUAUACUGAUUUGAGUUUUUUCGCAAAAGUAAAUGUGACCGCACUUUAAAGAUUAUUCUGAGUUAUUGACAGCAUUUGCGGCUCUAAAUAACACUGAAUACUUCUUAAAUUGUGCAUUAGUAAUCAAACUGUACUGACUGUGCUCCCAGAAUUGUGUUACAUUUCUGUAACUCAGGAAGCUGAAACGAUUUCUGCAUUACGAGUCGUAUUUAUGACAUCAGCAUACAUCUAAGCAUAGUCAAUCCAUAGUCAGAUAGUACUAGAUAAUAUCGCAUUAUAGAAAGCCUUAUGAAAUGUUAAACAUCAGUUUUUAUAUUUCCUUUAUUCUAGUUCAGUUAGUUAAUCCACAAAUAGUCCAUUCUUUUUUCUAACUACAGGUUUGUGCAGGUUGUUAUGUUAAGUAAGUUCUGAUAUUAUGUACAGUGCAUCAUUCAAAAGGUAAAUAACACAUUUUUCACAACAGUUCAUAAAGCUCAAGAUUAAUCAUUAUAGUUAUUAAUCACUUCAUGCAGUAUUAGAAACAAACCCUGAUAAAACCGUUUCAGGACUCAAAAGACUGGUGUAGAGGCUUUCUUAGGAUUUGCGAGAAUAUUAUGCAGCAAUUUUAAGUCAAUGAUACAUUUUCAGUCACUGUGAAAAUGCAUUCGGUCAAGGAAAAUAUGGAUGAACAUUUACUAACAGCUCUCAACACCUCAAGCUCUAUGCUGCUAUUGAGCUCCCUGUUGUUGCCUUAUGAUAUUUAUCCGAGUGUUUCAGGUGUAAUACAGCGUGUAAAAUCUGUACAAUUAAAUAAUUAAAUGUUCUUUUAUUUCCAGAAAUAAACAGCAAUAAAGCUUGUUUUGGAAAA
Sinocyclocheilus grahami is the source of this 2940-nucleotide messenger RNA. RefSeq names its product sterile alpha and TIR motif-containing protein 1-like. The transcript is spliced from 7 exons. Gene Ontology annotation, cellular component: dendrite. Gene Ontology annotation, molecular function: NAD+ nucleosidase activity; signaling adaptor activity; protein binding. Lineage: Eukaryota; Metazoa; Chordata; Actinopteri; Cypriniformes; Cyprinidae. Bases 113 to 1687 code for a protein of 524 amino acids. Gene Ontology annotation, biological process: negative regulation of MyD88-independent toll-like receptor signaling pathway; response to axon injury; signal transduction. The record is from RefSeq and is a predicted model, not a curated record.